Neomonachus schauinslandi (Hawaiian monk seal) is the source of this 2964-nucleotide messenger RNA. It is a transcript of the gene CCSER1, whose product is annotated as coiled-coil serine rich protein 1. The record is from RefSeq and is a predicted model, not a curated record. Bases 274 to 2964 code for a protein of 896 amino acids. NCBI's taxonomy places the organism in Eukaryota, Metazoa, Chordata, Mammalia, Carnivora, Phocidae. The transcript is spliced from 11 exons.
CUGGGAAGCGGUGGCUCAGGCAGAGCCGCUCUGCUGGCGCAGGCAGGAGGAGAAGGAGGAUUAUUAAAAAACGCAGCUCGACUCUGCAACUGGGAGUGGAGAAAAGGAGCUCAACAGCCGAGAAGGGGAGGGAGGGCAGAGGAAGGGACCAGGAAAGACACCCCGUGCCCCGAAGACAUAAAUUUCUGAGUGCCCGGGAGGAGCCUUAACAAGCGGCGCGGAGCCCUUCAAGGCUGCUAAGUUGGCUAUCACAGUGCAAGCCUUGGAGUCCCAAUGGGGGACUCAGGAUCAAGACGAUCUACCCUGGUCUCCCGGUUGCCAAUAUUCAGGAGAAGUAUUAGCAGAAGACAUGAUUCUCUUCCUUCUUCACCGUCCUCCAGUAAUACAGUUGGUGUCCACAGUUCCUCUCCUUCCAGCACUAACUCAAGCUCAGGUAGUACAGGUAAACGCAGGAGCAUAUUCCGUACUCCUUCCAUUAGUUUCCACCAUAAGAAGGGGAGUGAACCUAAGCAAGAUGCUACCAACCAGAACCUUAGUAUUUCAAAUGGUGCUCAAUCUGGUCAUAGCAGUAUGCCAAAACUGAGUUUGGAAGAACAUAUUAAAACAAGGGGAAGACAUUCUGUUGGUUUUAGCAGUUCACGAAAUAAGAAGAUAACAAGAUCUUUAACAGAAGAUUUUGAAAGGGAAAAGGAGCACUCAACUAAUAAGAAUGUCUUUAUAAAUUGCCUAAGUUCUGGCAAAAGUGAGGGGGAUGAUUCUGGAUUCACAGAAGAACAAACUCGCCAUUCUGUUAAGCAGUCAACAAAGAAGCUACUUACUAAAUCCUUUUCAUCUCACUAUAAAUUUUCUAAACCAGUUCCACAGAGUCAAUCCAUUUCAUUGGUACAACAGUCUGGAUUCUCAUUGGAAAUUACACAGUACCAAGAGAGAGAGCCUGUAUUAGUAAGAGCUUCUCCAUCUUGUUCCGUGGAUGUAACAGAACGAGCAGGAAGCUCUUUACAAUCUCCGCUGCUUUCUGCUGAUCUUACAACAGCUCAGACACCUUCAGAGUUCUUAGCCUUGACUGAAGAUUCUGUGUCUGAAACGGAUGCAUUUCCUCAAAGUGGAAGUAUGGCAUCCCACUGUGACAACUUUGGCCACAAUCAUUCUACCUCUCAGAUCUCUUCCAAUCCUGCUGCUGUUACAAAGACAACAAUAGACCUUAUGGGAACUGUUCCCUGUGCAAUUAUGUCUCCUGGAAAAUACAGGUUAGAAGGCCGAUGUAGCGCUGAAUCUAAUUCCUUAUCAGAAACCUCUGCUGCUAAUCAGAAGGAAGUGUUAUUGCAAAUCACUGAACUACCUGUUAUGAAUGGGAACAACUCAGAGACUCACCUAUCGGGUGAUAUGCAAAGAGAAGAACAUGUGGUAGUACAAAAUGGUGAAAAAAUGUUGGCGACAAGCUCCCCAAGGAAACUUGGAUUUUAUGAGCAACAUAAAGCAAUAGCUGACCGUGUUAAAGGGAUUCAUCCUAUUUCAGAUUCAAGGAUAAUACCCUCUUCUGGUGAUCAUCAUAUUUUUAACAAAACAUCAUAUGGAUAUGAAUCAAACCCUGCCAAAGUGCUUGCCAGUAGCUUCAGUCCAUAUCGUGAAGGAAGAUUUAUAGAAAGGCGACUGCGAUCCUCAUCUGAAGGAACUGCAGGGAGUAGCAGAAUGAUUUUGAAACCAAAAGAUGGAAAUGUAGAAGAAGUGAAUAGUCUAAGAAAGCAAAGAGCAGGUUCAUCAUCUUCAAAAAUGAACAGCAUGGAUGUUUUGAAUAAUUUGGGAUCUUGUGAACUGGAUGAAGAUGAUCUAAUGCUUGAUCUAGAGUUUUUGGAGGAACAGAAUCUUCAUCCUUCGGUUUGUCGGGAGGAUUCUUACCACUCCGUAGUCUCAUGUGCUGCUGUGGUUCUACCAACGAUAGAAAUGAAGAAAAGAGAAGAACUAAAAUUUCCUGAACCUUCCAAACAGAAUCUUUCCCUGAAAUUAACAAAAGACAUUGAUCAGGAAGUCAGGUGUUCCCAUAUCAGCCGAAUGCCCAGCAGUCCAUCUGCAGACUGGCCCCUGCAAGGUUUGGAAGAAAAUGGAGGCCUUGAUUCUCUGCCCUUCAGACUGAUGUUACAGGACUGCACAGCCGUCAAGACGUUGUUAUUAAAGAUGAAAAGAGUUCUUCAAGAGAGUGCAGAUAUGAGCCCAGCAAGUAGCAUCGCUUCACUUCCUGUUAGUCCUCUUACUGAAGAGCCAUUGCCCUUCAAGGAUAUAAUGAAAGAUGAAUGCUCACUGUUGAAGCUGCAGCUGAAAGAGCGGGAUGAACUCAUUUCCCAACUUCAGGAAGAGCUGGAAAAAGUCCAGCAUUUACAGAAGGCUUUUGCUUCCAGAGUAGAUAAAUCCACACAGACUGAACUUCUAGGCUAUGAUGGUUUGAACCUGAAAAGACUGGAGGCAGUACAAGGAGGGAGAGAGGCUACGUAUCGAAAUCGAAUUGUGAGCCAAAGUCUCAGCACAAGGGACAGAAAAGCAAUGCAUACUCCCACCGAGGACCGUUUUAGAUACUCAGCAGCUGAUCAGACAAGCCCCUACAAAAGUAAGACCUGUCAACUAUCAAGUCUAUGUUUAAGUAAUUUCUUGAAGGACAAGGAACUAGUGGAAGUUAUCAAACACUCAAGAGGAACUUAUGAAACCCUCACAUCAGAGGUCACCCAGAAUUUACGAGCCACCGUAGGGCAGAACUCUCUGAAGCCAACAGCUAAGACCGAAGGGCCUUCCACAUUCUCAGAGAAACCAAAGGACCAAGCAACUGUGGCCCGGCAGCAUUCGACCUUUACAGGAAGGUUUGGACAGCCACCAAGAGGGCCAAUCUCUUUACACAUGUACAGCAGAAAGAAUGUUUUUCUCCACCACAAUUUACACACCACUGAGCUGCAAACUCUAGGCCAGCAGGAUGGAUAA